CAGAGCAGAGAUCGAAUGAUAGAACGAAAGACCAAGUGAUACAAGAAGUUAUUAGGUUGUGGUAUGAAAAUAUUUGCUCUAGCAUGGCACAAUAUUUGGGAAGCGCGUGUAAAUAUUUUGGUGCAAAUAAUUCAUAUCCAGAGAAAGCAAUUAUGGAUGUUCUUAGGCUUCGUGUUUGUUACAAUAAUAAGUUCAAGGAAGCCAUAGAACUUCUCCAACACAGCAUCAUUCCUUGUCAGUCACCAAAAUGUAUUAUUCUUGGCCCUAAUGACCUCAUUUCUAAUAAGAUCGAAAUUAACCCAUUGUUUGAAUCUUACCUUGUCGACAGCAUUGGAUUAUUUCUUAAAAACGAAAGAGGAAAAACUAUGGUGGACGUCUUUGUUGAUAACAUUAUCAUGCCCAAUAACAUUUCAUCAAUUGGCAAUGAAUUUGAUGCGACCUUUAUUACGGCAAUCAUCCAGAAACGUGGGCUUUAUGUACGAGAAGAACUUAAUAGAUGGAAAAAUGGUCAACAAUUUGAUCUUCCUUCAUGGAUCACUCCCACGAUGAAGUUUAUUACAACUUCAAAUCUAUCAGGAGGGGUUCCUAUUGCCAAAUAUGUUAACAAUAUGAACUACUGUUCUUAUGCAAUUCAACCAGACAUAUACUCAGGAUCAGACGUGGUAAUCUCUUUCAUGGAUAAUAUGCAAAAUGUGGUGCUAUUAUCGGCAAGUUGCACAGUUUCUAGUAGUCCCAUUAAGCGAGGUAAAGUCAAAGAACAGUUAAUCAAAUCAUGUAUGAAGUUUCAGUACAUGGAAUGCUCAAGAAAGAGGAAAAAUGAAGUGGAAUUUUCUUAUAAAAAACCAAAACCAAAGCGCCUCCAAAUUGGUCUUGGUAAUAUUUUACCAGUCAUCACUAAUAAAGAGGACCUAGACGGAGAGGAUAGCUUAGGAGAGGAGGAGGAAAAGUAUGACCAAGAUUUAAAUUAUGAUGAUUUGGAUUAUGAUUUAGACUACACCAAAAACAUCAGGAAUUAUCGGAUAUCCAAGGUCGACGAGCAUGCAGAGUAUCACGAGCAAAUCAAAACUUACUCAAAUAAUCGAAAACAUAUUUAUAUUUCAGUGGAGAUUCCUCAUAG
This is a messenger RNA of Acaulospora morrowiae, 1117 nucleotides long. The record is from the annotation of a GenBank genome assembly. Lineage: Eukaryota; Fungi; Glomeromycota; Glomeromycetes; Diversisporales; Acaulosporaceae.